Molecule: messenger RNA, 1332 nt
Organism: Rhagoletis zephyria (snowberry fruit fly)
Lineage: Eukaryota; Metazoa; Arthropoda; Insecta; Diptera; Tephritidae
Product: G protein-coupled receptor kinase 2-like
Biological process (GO): regulation of signal transduction; signal transduction; protein phosphorylation
Cellular component (GO): cytoplasm
Molecular function (GO): G protein-coupled receptor kinase activity; ATP binding
Source: RefSeq, a predicted model, not a curated record
UAAAUUUCUAAUUUUAUGUUUUAUCUGCUUUCUGUGAUUUCAGGUGGUUCCGACAGCAACAAAGGCAAAAGCAAAAAAUGGCGCAAAAUUCUACAAUUUCCACACAUAUCGCAGUGUAUACACCUCAGAGACAAAUUAGAUAUAAGCUAUGGUUACGUGAUAGACCAACAACCCAUUGGCCGUAUAUUGUUUAGACAGUUUUGUGAAAGCAAGCGGCCCAUUUACUUUAGGUACAUUUCCUUCCUGGAUGAAGUGCAGCGAAUAUCUUUUUUGCUAUCUUCAACUUCGAAAUUUAGAUAUGACGUGGAAUACGAUGAGAAUCGUAUAUCCAUUGCUGUCGACAUUGGUCGGCGCUUUUUGGCCAUUGACACGCCUACGGCGUUGAAUAAUGGCAUUUGUGAUAUCGGCGUUGAGAAUGAUGUCAAUGAUGCCAAUAUCACCAAUUCCACCGUUGAAAGUAACACUGCAGCAGAGACUGAAAAUUGCAACAAUACCACCGCCAACAAGAGCAGCAGCAACAAUCACAAAAUAUACGAACGUCACAAUGGGGACGAACACAAUGGCAACGAUCAUCUACAGCAGCAGCAGCAGCAGCAACAAAACCAGCAACAGCGGGAUGACACUGCGAUACAAUGUAAUGAUGCCGGUGGCUCUGGUGGCGGUGAUAGUGGCGUGGAUGCCGGCGAUACAGUUGGUGGUGGCAGCGGUGAAGGGAGUGGCGGAGGAGGCGGAGGAGGCGGCUGUGACGACAACGGUGGUGGUGAUAAGGAAAUCAAUUGCCUGUAUACUGCGGGCGGUAAAAAACUGAAUUUAUUCAACCGCGACGAACUAGUGCUGGAUGUGCUCAACGAUGAUCUCAUUGCGCGCGUACGGGACAAAAUUACAAGCGGCAACAAGGAGCUCUUCGAACCGUGUGUGACUGCGGUGAAAGCCUUUCUAGCUGGCGAACCAUUUCGAGAAUUCGAGACUUCAAUGUAUUUCCAUCGAUAUUUGCAAUGGAAAUGGCUGGAGGCGCAACCCAUCACCUACAAAACGUUUCGUAUGUACCGCGUACUGGGCAAAGGUGGCUUCGGCGAGGUCUGUGCAUGUCAGGUACGUGCCACUGGUAAAAUGUACGCUUGCAAAAAACUCGAAAAGAAGCGCAUAAAAAAACGUAAAGGCGAAUCGAUGGUGCUGAUAGAGAAACAGAUUUUGCAAAAAAUAAAUUCCCGCUUUGUUGUGAACUUGGCAUAUGCGUAUGAGACCAAAGAUGCGCUCUGCUUAGUGCUAACGAUUAUGAACGGUAAGUUGAGUUUCUUGAAAAAAAUAAAUAAAUAAAUAAAAAAUAAAAUU